AUGAGCGCCAUGGCUAGUUCUGCGGAUACCACUGGAUUCAAGAUGUUCAGUGGAGGCCUGGAAGAUGCUAAGGAGUAUCGCCGUUGGAAGGUUUGGGUCACCAACAAGCUGCUCACUCUGUCAGAUAAGGUGCUCCAGGCCAUCUUUUCGAUGCAAGCUGCUGAAGGGGAAAACCUCAAGACAUGGAUUUCCCGAGCCACUGAGCUCUUCGACCGCUGCCAACGCAAAGUCAAUGUCAACUUCCCGGAGGAGGCAAGAGGCUGGCUGAUUUUACAUCGUUCUGGCCUUUUAAGCGAGCAGAAGGCUGUGAUUCUAGCCCGGUCGUUGGGAAGCCUCAAACGGGAGGACAUCGGUCGAUCUAUGAGAUCAGUAUAUCCAGGGUAUGUUGUCAGCAAACGUCGUGCAGCUGGUGUUUCAUUGAUUGAGGAUGCCACCAGUGUUGCUGACGACAAUAUUGAUCCUGAGGAUGAAGAGUUGCUCGAGUUCGAACAGUUCAUCGCCGAACACCAAGUCACAGGCGAUGAGCCAGAAGAAGCGUUUGACGAACCUGAUGUGGCAGAGGCCCUUGCAGUGAGCUGGCGUGAACGUCGUAAGGAGAUGGGACAGUUGCAGCGUGCUCGCAAGUUCAAGCAGGCCCAAGAUGUCCGCCGUUCGUUCAAGGUGGAAAUUGAAGAGCUGAAGCGCCGCACUAAGUGCAACAAGUGCGGAGCUGUUGGACACUGGGCUCGUGAAUGCAAAGCCGCUGGAAAAGGUUCAGGGAAGAGCAAAAGCCUUCCUGUCAAGGGCAAGGAAAAUGCUGCUGCCAUGGUCGUGGAAGAGACCUUUGUUGCCUUGGUGGAUUGUCAAACCACCCCUUGGUUGUCCCUUCACCUCCUUCGUGAGCGACAAGCACGUACCUUCUCAACGGAAUCUGAACAGCUGCUCGUCAGUUCCCCAGGAUUUGGCGUCCUGGACUCAGGCUGCGGUCGCUCAAUCAUUGGAGCUGAUACAUUGGCAGAGUUCAUGGAAUUGUGGAAGACACAUCGGACUACACCUCCCAUGCCUUUUGAUGAAGUGAAUCACUUUAAAUAUGGCAGUGGCCAACAGGAGACUUCAAAGCAGGCCAUCAAAGUCCCAGUCAUCUUGGGUGGUUGCAAGGGAACAAUCAAAGCAGCCAUUGUACAAGGGCAGGCUCCGUUGUUGAUUUCUCGCAGUGCCUUAAAAACACUGAAGGCGGUGAUCAACUUCGAGACCAACGAGCUGACAGUCUUUGACAGUCGUACAGUGGUUCCCCUUUCGAUGAACCAAGCUGGACAGUACACCGUGGAUCUGAUGGGAUCCCCUGCUGAGACCAGUGAUUCCUUCUCAGAAAUCAUGCUUUCAGCUCCUGCUGAGUUGUCCGAGCAGCCCAGUUCAACACCUGCAGCCAUUUCGCCUUCCGAAGCAUGUGAGCCCACUCCAGUAGAAGAUCAGGUCCCGGGCCCAGAGCAUCCGAAGUUGAAGAGACAUCGACAAUUGAGACCUUGCCAGUGCAUCAUCUACGACAAUUGGAGGAAUCGGGUGACGAGUGAGCUGGCGCAAGCGCCUCCUAAGUUGCUAGUUCUGUGUCCGCCCUGCGCGGACGAGGGACAGGUGAGUACCUUUGCUGGACAGUAUACUCCGCAGUUUGUUCACGCAACACUCAAUACCAUUCCUGCCUUUCGACAGUCGACAGCCGCCAGUUUGGUCCAGUGUGCACCUUGUACAGAGAGUCAAUGCCAAGAGGUCUUGAUGUCGCGGAAUGACCUUCAAGCCGACAAGUCAGAGGCUGAUAUUUGUAAAGUGUUGGAUAGUUUGCAUCGUAACCUAGGACAUCCUCCUGCGCAUGAUUUGGUCCGGAUUUUGAAACACGCCAAUGCCAGUGAAAAGGCCAUCACUCUGGCUCGUCAGUUUGAGUGCGACAUAUGCAAGAAUCAGAUCCGUCCACACGUUGCACUUCCAGCCAAGACCGGUCGAGUCCCAGGGUUCAAUGAAGUGGUUGGACUUGAUGUGAAGAAUCUCCCCGGUUGGCAUGCAAAUCAAAAAGUCAAGGCCUUAAACAUUGUUUGUCAUGGCAGUUGUUAUCAGAUGAUGAUACCCUUUUUCCAAACGGAAGCGACCGCCUUGAUUCGACAGUUGUUCACCGAGCAUUGGAUCCGUCCUUUCGGUCCACCCAAAGCUCUUGUGAUUGAUCAAGCUCGUACAAACAUGGGAGAAGCCCUUCAAAAUCAUCUCGACCUUCAAGGGACAGAAGUGCGACAGAUUGCAGGCGAAGCACACUGGCAACUCGGCCGGACUGAGGUCCAAGGUGGUUGGUUCUCACGAAUUUUGACCAAGAUCCUAGCUGAACAUCUCCCCUUUGAGCCUGGAGCCUUAGUAGCUUACUGGCGGCACCAAAAGUUUCAGGCCGGUCAAGGAGUUCUGUUGGGAGGUCGGUGGUAUGGGACUGCGGUAGUGAUCGGGUUGGUAGGUCGCAAUUAUAUCAUUGCUCAUCGCAAGCACAUCUUUCGUUGUGCGCCUGAACAACUGCGACCAGCUACUGGUGAAGAAAGAGCACUAGUUCAGACCCCUCAAACCGAGCUUCUGGGAAUUCGUGACAUGAUCGAAGGAGGAACUUUUCGUAGUCAGAACUUCGUGGAUCUGGUGCCAGGUCACUACCCACCAGAACAAUCUUCAGAACAACAGGAUAUGUCCUCUGAAGCUGUACCUGAUGUUCCGGCUCCUGUUGAAAGCACUCCUGAACUGCCACAUGCGAGUGAGCAUCAAACCAUGGACACCGACAAUGCUCCUGAGACACCCGAGUCUGAACAGUCAGAACCCAAACGAACAUCUUCCUCACUAGAUCGGGAGUCAGGAGCUUCGUACGGUCCUGUGCGCACUCGUUCGCGAAUCCACAUGAAAAGUGGUCCUGCAGCCCUGCAUGUACCGGCCCACACCGAUGCUCAAGAUGACUUCAUUGAUCUGAUGAAAGAAGUAGUUCCCCGCUUGAUUGCUGAGCAUGUGUCAACUGCACCGGUCAGUGAGAAUCACCCCAACUGGAACCCUGACCAGGAUACUCAUGAAGCUAGUGGGUAG
This is a messenger RNA of Durusdinium trenchii, 3072 nucleotides long. The record is from the annotation of a GenBank genome assembly. NCBI's taxonomy places the organism in Eukaryota, Dinophyceae, Suessiales, Symbiodiniaceae.